Leptomonas pyrrhocoris is the source of this 2463-nucleotide messenger RNA. Its product is annotated as putative intraflagellar transport protein IFT88. Bases 1 to 2463 code for a protein of 820 amino acids. Gene Ontology annotation, molecular function: kinesin binding. Gene Ontology annotation, cellular component: centriole; ciliary basal body; non-motile cilium. The transcript has a single exon. Lineage: Eukaryota; Euglenozoa; Kinetoplastea; Trypanosomatida; Trypanosomatidae. Gene Ontology annotation, biological process: intraciliary transport; non-motile cilium assembly. The record is from RefSeq and is a predicted model, not a curated record.
AUGAGCACGAUGGCGGCCAACGCCGACGACAUCUAUGCCGCCUUCCAGACCCCGGAGAGCGGCGCCAACCCGUGGACCACCGCCGCGAACCCUUUUGAGGGCUCGCCCACCAAGUCCCUCGGUGGCAACCCGCUCAUGCAAGCCCCGCCCUCGCAGUGGGGCCGGAACGGCAUGGGGUCGGCCUGGGGCGUACCCGGCAGCCGUCUCGGCACGAUGGGCGGCGCCCUUGCCGGUGCGGCGCGACCCAUGACAUCGAACCGCCCAGUCGGCUUCAGCAGCACGGCGAAGACCGGCGCGGCGGCGAUCUUCGAUCCGACUGGUCAGGCUCGCAACGCCAACAUGGCCGUCGGCCCCGCCCCGCCGCUCAAGAAACGGAGCGAGAACAGCCCUGAGGAAGAGUUCGCCGAGAUGGAGAAGCAGGUGAACAAGUUGAUCGAGGAGAGCGCCAUGCUGGCCAUGCAGAAGGACUACGGUGCCGCGCUCGAGAAGGCGAGGGACGCUGGCAAGCUGGAGCGGCAGCUGUGCAAGCAGCGGGAGCAGCGCGGGUUUGCUGAGCAAAUCAACGUUGACCUCACCUACGCCGUACACUUUAACCUGGCGGUGCAGUACCAGAAUCACCAGCUGUACAACGAGGCCCUCAACACGUACAACUUGAUUAUCCGCAACGUGCAGUUUCCGCAGGCGGGCGGGCUGCGCGUGAACAUGGGCAACAUCUACCUCGCCCAGAACAACUACCUCCUCGCUAUUAAGAUGUACCGCGCCGCGCUGGACGAGGCGCCGGAGGCCGGCAAGGACCUCCGCUACCGUCUCUGCCGCAACAUCGCGAAUGCCUUCGUGAAGCUGGGCCAGUACCGCGACGCGGCCAACAGCUACGAGACGGUGAUGGAGGGCAACGCGGAUGUGACGUCCACCUUCAACUUAAUUCUGUGCUACUACGCGCUGGGAGAGACGGAGCGAAUGAAGCGGGCUUUCACGCGGCUCCUCAACUGCCACCUCGCCGGCCUUGACGGCGAGCAGGACUUCGAGGAGGAGGAGAAGCGGAAGGACGUGCUGGUGGACGACGGCCUCAGCAGCAUGCGCAAGGAACGCCGCGCGCGCUACCUGAAGUACAUCAUCACGGCGGCGCGACUCAUCGCACCGGUGCUGAACAAGGACUGGUGCGUCGGCUUCGACUACAUCAUCGGCCAGCUCCGCAACUACGAGAUGCGCGACCCCAGCUCGCACGUCGCCAGCGAACUCGAGAUGUGCAAGAACCUGAACUUCCUGAAGCACAAGCGCUACCAGGAGGCGAUCAACGGGCUCAAGCUCUUUGAAAAGAAGGACAAGAGCCUGCGCGCGCGUGCGGCGACGAAUCUGGCGUACCUCUACUUCCUCGAGGGCGACUACGACAACGGCGAGCAGUACAGCGACAUGAGCCUGGAGGAGAAUCAGUACAACGCCAAGGCGCUGGUGAACAAGGGAAACUUCUCCUUUGUCAAGAAGGACUUUGAGAAGGCGAAGGAGUUCUACAACAAGGCCCUCGCGGUGGAGGCGGACAACGUCGAGGCCAUCUACAACCUCGGCCUGACCGCCAAGAAGCUCGGCCUCUACGAGGAGUCGGUGCGCAUGUUCAAGCGGGUCCAGGCCCUCGUGGAUAGCAGCGAGGUGCUGUACCAAAUCGCAGACCUGAACGACCUCGUCAGCGACCCGUCGGCCCUGGAGUGGUUUAACCGGUUGAUUGGGCGUGUGCCAACCGACCCGAACGCGCUCGCCCGCGUCGGCUCCCUCUACGCCCGCGACGGGGACGACGUGCAGGCUUUCCACUACUACCUCGAGGCGUACCGCUACUACCAGGUGAACAUGGACGUCAUCUCGUGGCUGGGUGCCUACUUUGUGAAGAACGAGGUGUACGACAAGGCCGUGCAGUUCUUCGAGCGCGCCUCGCACAUCCAGCCGCAGGAGGUGAAGUGGGAGUUGAUGGUCGCCUCCUGCCACCGCCGCCGCGGCGACUACGUGCUGGCGAAGCGGCUCUACGAGCAGGUGCACCGCAAGUACCCCAAUAACGUGGAGUGCUUGAAGUACCUCGUGCAGAUCUGCAAGGAUGCCAAUCUGACGGAGGAGGCGAACGAGUGGUUCAAGACGAUGAAGAAGGCGGAGCGGCAGCAGAUUCACAGCGGCAGCAGCAGUCUCGCCGGCGAGAGUGGCGACGAUGACAGCGACUCGUCGGAUGCUGGCGCCAACCACCACAACCACCGCGGCAGUGCUGGAGGUGGUGCAAACGGCACGAGUGAGGGCCCUGUGGCGGGCCGCCGCGCGGGUGGUCGCGGGGGGAACGCCGCUGCGGAUAAAGAUCUCACCGCGGGGCUAUCGGAUGACGACAUUGCCGUUAGCAAACAGAAGAACGGCAGCGGUGGUGGUGGUGGAAAGUCAAAGAAGCAAAAGGUGAGCGACUCGGACGAGGACAUUGAGCUUCCUGGCAUUUGA